GUCGCGGCCGGAGGCGGGGCCGGGCAGCGCCGCGGUGCGCAGGCGCAGCCGUCGGUGGGUCGGCGUUCGGCCGCCUGAGAGAUCGUGAAAACCCCAGGGCGUUGUCUCUUCCUGUUUCAAGAUGGAUAACAAGAAGCGCCUGGCCUACGCCAUCAUCCGGUUCCUGCACGACCAGCUCCGGCAUGGGGGGCUCUCAUCCGACGCCCAGGAGAGCUUGGAAGUUGCGAUCCAGUGCCUGGAGACUGCUUUUGGGGUGACUGUUGAAGACCGUGACCUCGCUCUCCCUCAGACUCUUCCGGAAAUAUUUGAAGCAGCUGCUGCGGGCAAGGAAGUGCUGCAGGACCUGAGAAGCCCCGAGCGAACUCCACCUUCAGAGGAGGACUCGGCUGAGGCAGAGCGCCUCAAAACUGAAGGAAACGAGCAGAUGAAAGUAGAGAACUUUGAAGCUGCCGUGCACUUCUACGGGAAAGCCAUCGAGCUGAACCCGGCCAACGCCGUCUAUUUCUGUAACAGGGCCGCGGCCUACAGCAAACUCGGGAACUACACUGGGGCCGUGCAGGACUGUGAGCGAGCCAUCUGCAUAGACCCGUCCUACAGCAAAGCCUACGGCAGGAUGGGCCUCGCGCUCUCCAGUUUGAACAAGCACACCGAGGCCGUGGCCUAUUACAAGAAGGCCUUGGAGCUGGAUCCUGACAACGAGACCUACAAGUCGAACCUCAAGAUAGCCGAGCUGAAGUUGAGAGAGACGCCCAGUCCUACAGGAGGCGUCGGCAGCUUUGACAUCGCCGGCCUGCUCAACAACCCCAGCUUCAUGAGCAUGGUAACCUGCGCUCCCAUCCCCAUGGGGGCCGCCUGUCGCGGGCCAGGGCUGCCCGGCCUGGGCAUUGCUGACUCUGGGCCAGGCCGUUCUCUGGGGGCCUGA
This is a messenger RNA of Leptonychotes weddellii (Weddell seal), 922 nucleotides long. Lineage: Eukaryota; Metazoa; Chordata; Mammalia; Carnivora; Phocidae. The record is from RefSeq and is a predicted model, not a curated record.